Molecule: messenger RNA, 1065 nt
Organism: Spodoptera frugiperda (fall armyworm)
Lineage: Eukaryota; Metazoa; Arthropoda; Insecta; Lepidoptera; Noctuidae
Gene: Obp5
Exons: 9
Coding region: 124-999 (291 amino acids)
Biological process (GO): sensory perception of smell
Molecular function (GO): odorant binding
Source: RefSeq, a predicted model, not a curated record
UUAUAAAAUGGAUUACUGAUUGCAAGAGUGUGAAUGCUUUUGUUGUUGCCUACUGGUUAUUCACAAUUGCUGUUAACUCUAUAUAUAGGAUAAUUUGUAUCAUUUCACACAUUUGCUUUACGAAUGCGUACGAUUUCGUUGGUAACCAUGUGGAAUUCAUUAUUUUUACUAUUCACCUUUGGUGUUUUCUCUUUAAAUGCUGAGGCUUUAACUAUGGACGAUCUAAAACAGAAAUACGUGGACAAUAUACUAGAAUGUAGCAAGCAAUACCCUGUAGACCGCGCUGAUGCAGAACAGCUUCAGAACAGAAUUAUGCCUGAUAAAGAAUCUGUCAGAUGUUUGUUUGCCUGUGUUUACAAAUUGGCGGGAAUGAUGAACGACCAGGGAGAGCUGUCAGUUGAAGGUGUCAAUGCAAUAUCUCGAAAGUAUUUGGCUGAAGAUCCAGAAAAGUUAAAGAAGAGUGAACAGUUUACCGAAGCUUGUCGAAGUGUAAACGACGCUCCAGUUAACGAUGGAACAAGAGGCUGUGAUAGAGCAGCUUUAAUAUUCCAGUGUACCAUAGACAAAUCACCUGAUACUCGAAGAAGAUCUAGUGCUGUUGAGCUAAACGGUCUCACAGAAGAAGAGCUGAAGAUGGAGUUCACGAAGUUGGUGAUGAAGUGUAACAAGGACGGACAGAUGGACAUGACGGAACUGGUGCAGUUGCAGAACUACGUGGUCCCGACGAAGCAGUCGGCCAAAUGUGUUCUGGCAUGCGCUUACAAGGCUGCGGAAGUGAUGAACGCUAAAGGUGAAUACGACAUCGACCACGCGUACAAAGUAGCUGAAAUGAUGAAGAAUGGAGAUGAGAAACGGCUGGUUAAUGCAAAGAAAAUGGCAGAUCUUUGUGUCAAAGUAAACGAAAACAGUGUUUCUGAUGGCGAAAAAGGUUGUGACCGAGCCGCUAUGAUAUUCAAAUGCACUGUUGAGAAUGCACCCAAGUUUGGAUUCAAGUUAUAAACAGUUGACAUGAUGCUCCACAAUAUUUAUUUUAAGUAAUAUUAAAAAUAAAGUUUUAAUUACCUA